Arabidopsis arenosa is the source of this 1651-nucleotide messenger RNA. Lineage: Eukaryota; Viridiplantae; Streptophyta; Magnoliopsida; Brassicales; Brassicaceae. The record is from the annotation of a GenBank genome assembly.
GAAUUGUCUCGUUGUCCUCUCAGUUUCAUCGGCCGUUUUGAAUCUCCGGCGACUAGACAGAGAAACAAGGAAGAAGAUUAAGAGAAAGUGAGAUAAGCCAGGCUCUCUUUAGAUCGCCUUUGUUUUCUUCCUCAAUCUCAUCUUCUUCUUCCGAUUUUCUCCAUCUUUCUUUCAAGCUCAUAAAAAAUGGCUGAGGCUGAUGAUAUUCAACCAAUCGUCUGUGACAAUGGUACCGGUAUGGUGAAGGCUGGAUUUGCAGGAGAUGAUGCUCCUAGGGCUGUUUUCCCCAGUGUUGUUGGUAGGCCAAGACAUCAUGGUGUCAUGGUUGGGAUGAACCAGAAGGAUGCAUAUGUUGGUGAUGAAGCACAAUCCAAGAGAGGUAUUCUUACCUUGAAGUAUCCUAUUGAGCAUGGUGUUGUCAGCAACUGGGAUGAUAUGGAAAAGAUCUGGCAUCACACUUUCUACAAUGAGCUCCGUAUUGCUCCUGAAGAGCACCCUGUUCUUCUUACCGAGGCUCCUCUUAACCCAAAGGCCAACAGAGAGAAGAUGACUCAAAUCAUGUUUGAGACCUUUAACUCUCCCGCUAUGUAUGUCGCCAUCCAAGCUGUUCUCUCCCUGUACGCCAGUGGUCGUACAACCGGUAUUGUGCUGGAUUCUGGUGAUGGUGUGUCUCACACUGUGCCAAUCUACGAGGGUUUUUCUCUUCCACAUGCCAUCCUCCGUCUCGACCUUGCUGGUCGUGAUCUCACUGAUUACCUCAUGAAGAUCCUUACAGAGAGAGGUUACAUGUUCACCACAACAGCAGAGCGGGAAAUUGUAAGAGACAUCAAGGAGAAGCUAUCCUUUGUUGCUGUUGACUACGAGCAGGAGAUGGAGACCUCAAAGACCAGCUCUUCCAUUGAGAAGAACUAUGAAUUACCCGAUGGGCAAGUCAUCACGAUCGGUGCUGAGAGAUUCAGAUGCCCAGAAGUCUUGUUCCAGCCCUCGUUUGUGGGAAUGGAAGCUGCUGGAAUCCACGAGACAACCUAUAACUCAAUCAUGAAGUGUGAUGUGGAUAUCAGGAAGGAUCUGUACGGUAACAUUGUGCUCAGUGGUGGAACCACUAUGUUCUCAGGUAUCGCAGAUCGUAUGAGCAAAGAAAUCACAGCACUUGCACCAAGCAGCAUGAAGAUUAAGGUCGUUGCACCACCUGAAAGGAAGUACAGUGUCUGGAUCGGUGGUUCCAUUCUUGCUUCCCUCAGCACAUUCCAGCAGAUGUGGAUCUCCAAGGCUGAGUAUGAUGAGGCAGGUCCAGGAAUUGUUCACAGAAAAUGCUUCUAAGCUCUCAAGAUCAAGGCUUAAAAAGUUGGGUUUUUAUGAAUGGGAUCAAAGUUUCUUUUUUCUUUUACAAUUUGCUUCUCCAUUUGUUUGUUUCAUUUCCCUUUUUGUUUUCGUUUCUAUGAUGCACUUGUGUGUGACAAACUCUCUGGGUUUUUACUUACGUCUGCGUUUCAAAAAAACCGCUUUCGUUUUGCGUUUUAGUCCAUUGUUUUGUAGCUCUGAGUGAUCGAAUUGAUGCCUCUUUAUUCCUUUUGUUCGCUAUAAUUUCUUUCAAAACUCAGAAGAAAUACCUUGAAACUCUUUGCAAUGUUAAUAUAAGUAUUGUAUGAGA